Molecule: messenger RNA, 759 nt
Organism: Trypanosoma grayi
Lineage: Eukaryota; Euglenozoa; Kinetoplastea; Trypanosomatida; Trypanosomatidae
Exons: 1
Coding region: 1-759 (252 amino acids)
Source: RefSeq, a predicted model, not a curated record
AUGACGGAUGUAGAGCUGGUCUUCACCGGCGCGGAGGAUCGCAAUUCCCCGAAGGCCAACACGCCCGCGCAGUUGAGCGUCGCCAACACCUCCAGGUCUCUCGCUGGUGAUGACGGCAGUUCUCAGGUGGACAAGAUAGCCUCUAUGUAUGACCAUGGGGUAGCAGCAGUAAGAGAGGAGGAGGAGGAAUUCGAGGAGACGAACCAGCAGCAGAGCCUCUCCAACCAAAAGCCGUGCCAACGCCAAUUCCGCACGCGUGAUAUGCUGAGCUUCUCGGAGGAUGACAACGGCACGUCAAGCACCAUCUCUCGGCUGCUCGACGCCGAUGCCAACGUCAACCUCAUUUUCCCAAUGCUUGACGAGUGCACGGCUACCGCAGUACACCGCAGGGGUUCCUGUGCCCCGGUGACGGAGUCGGGCUGUGCGGUCCCGAAAUUCGCGCACAACCGACAGGCGUCCCCGUUAAGCAUCUUGCUCAAAGGCGGCUCGGGUGCGAACCCCACGUUUCCGGCUGGCCGACGCCUGAGCCGCCGACGCAGCAGCGGAGUUGCCAAUGUUGUAGGUGAGGCAUCUCGUGACUGGGAGGUGAGCGCCGUCUUUUCGCCGCUGGGGCUGGUGGAGGGAUUGUCGGAGAUGGUGAGCAUCACAGAAGACUCAGAGGAAUGUGAGCGAGGGGAACUGCAGCGUAUUGCGGCGCUUAUUAAAACCAUGGAGGCACGUCGGCAGUUGUCGGAGAGCGCUUCACAAGGCGAUGCUUAG